Molecule: messenger RNA, 1518 nt
Organism: Scaptodrosophila lebanonensis
Lineage: Eukaryota; Metazoa; Arthropoda; Insecta; Diptera; Drosophilidae
Product: isovaleryl-CoA dehydrogenase, mitochondrial
Exons: 2
Coding region: 89-1351 (420 amino acids)
Biological process (GO): L-leucine catabolic process
Cellular component (GO): mitochondrion
Molecular function (GO): 3-methylbutanoyl-CoA dehydrogenase activity; flavin adenine dinucleotide binding
Source: RefSeq, a predicted model, not a curated record
UGCCUGGCACACGCAGCUGAUCAAAGGUUAGAUAACCUUUAUUUGCCCAUAUUUUUUGCAUUUAGGGAUUAACAACAAUCGCUAAAUAAUGGCACUGCGUUUUGUGUCCAAAACCUGCAACACUUUGCUGCAACAAUGUAGCAGAUGUACAACCUACAGUCGCACACUAGCGCAUUAUCCCAUCAACGAUGCCCUGUUCGGCUUAAAUGAAGAGCAGCAGAAACUACGCGAAGCUGCCUUCAAUUUCUUUCAAAAGGAAUUGGCCCCCUUUGCCAAGGAGAUAGACAAGCAGGACCACUUUAAAGAUCUGCGCGUCUUCUGGAAAAAGAUGGGUGAUUUGGGCUUCCAUGGUAUUACGGCGGAGCCUCAAUAUGGCGGAACAGGCGGCAGCUAUCUGGAUCACUGCAUUAUCAUGGAGGAAAUCUCAAGGGCAGCCGGUGGCGUUGCGUUGUCAUAUGGCGCCCACUCUAAUCUGUGCAUUAAUCAGCUCACCAAAAAUGGCACGCCAGAUCAGAAGGAGAAAUAUCUGCCCAAGUUGUGCAGCGGAGAACACAUUGGUGGUUUGGCCAUGUCCGAACCUGGUGCCGGUUCUGAUGUUGUCUCCAUGAAAUUGCGUGCAGAGCGCAAGGGUGAUUACUAUGUGCUGAAUGGUACCAAGUUUUGGAUCACUAAUGGCUCCGAUGCCGACACUUUAAUUGUCUAUGCCAAGACUGGAGCUGCUGGUGUGCCCGACAAACACAGCAUUACUGCGUUCAUUGUGGAGACUGCUUCGGAGGGUUUCAGUGUGGCCCAGAAGCUUGACAAGCUGGGCAUGAGAGGCAGCAGCACCUGUGAACUUGUCUUUCAGGACUUAAAAGUGCCUGCCAAGAAUGUGCUGGGCCAAGAAAAUAAAGGCGUCUAUGUCUUAAUGUCUGGCUUGGAUUAUGAACGCCUGGUGUUGGCCGCUGGGCCAGUGGGCCUCAUGCAGGCUGCCUGCGAUGUGGCCUUCGACUAUGCGCAUCAGCGCAAGCAAAUGAACAAAUUGAUCGGCGAGUUCCAACUUUUGCAGGGAAAAAUGGCCGAUAUGUAUACGACUUUGAGCGCCUGCCGCACCUAUUUGUAUUCCGUGGCGAGAGCAUGCGAUGCAGGUAUUCGCAGUCCCAAAGAUUGUGCCGGCGUUAUUCUGUAUAGUGCCGAAAAGGCUACACAAGUAGCCUUGGAUGCCAUACAAAUCUUGGGCGGCAAUGGCUACAUCAACGAGAAUGCAACUGGACGCAUCAUGCGCGAUGCCAAGCUGUAUGAGAUUGGCGCUGGCACAUCAGAGAUCAGACGUUGGCUGAUCGGUCGUCAGCUGAAUCAGGAAUAUAAAUAGGGAACUCUCCAAUCAAUGAACAUGGAAAUGGUUGCAAUAUUGUGAACUAACUGAACCAAACAGACUUAAUUGUUGCAUUUAUUAAUUUUAUCAAAGGUUGAUAUACAUGUAUAUUCAUAAUUGUUUUAUACUCGUAUAAUGUUGUUAUUAAAUAUUAGCACUGAAAA